GCGAUCGAUCGUAAUGUCUGCAAGCUCCGCGAUCUUCCAGCGCUGUCUUUUUGUCCCCCACGUGGGCAGGCAGGCGAUGGCGGCGCUGGUAGCUCCUGAGGCUGCGGAGCAGGGCAGCCGAAAAGGCCCUGGCAGAGGUCGGACCACUCGGGGCCGUUUGGCCAAUCAGAUCCCCCCUGAGAUCCUGAACAACCCUCAGCUACAGGCAGCCAUCCAAGCGUUACCUUCCAACUACAACUUUGAGAUCCCCAAGACCAUCUGGAGGAUCCAACAAGCCCAGGCCAAGAAGGUGGGCUUGCAAAUGCCAGAAGGGCUCCUCAUCUUUGCCUGCACCAUUGUGGAUAUCUUAGAAAGAUUCACAGAGGCUGAAGUGAUGGUGAUGGGUGAUGUGACCUACGGCGCUUGCUGUGUGGAUGACUUUACUGCAAGAGCCCUGGGAGUGGACUUCUUGGUGCACUACGGCCACAGCUGCCUGGUUCCCAUGGAUAUCUCAGUCCAAGACUUCCGAGUGCUGUACGUCUUUGUGGACAUCCAGAUAGACACUGCCCACCUCCUGGACUCUAUCAGUCUUACCUUUCCUCCAGGCAGUGCUCUUGCCCUGGUCAGCACCAUUCAGUUUGUGUCAACCUUGCAGGCGGCUGCCCAGGAGCUGAAAGCCAAGUACCGUGUGAGUGUCCCACAGUGCAAGCCGUUGUCCCCUGGGGAGAUUCUGGGCUGCACAUCCCCCCGACUGUCCAAGGAGGUAGAAGCUAUUGUGUAUCUUGGAGAUGGCCGCUUCCAUCUGGAGUCUGUCAUGAUUGCCAACCCCAGUGUCCCUGCUUACCGAUAUGACCCCUACAGCAAAGUCCUAUCCAGAGAGCACUAUGACCACCAGCGCAUGCAGGCUGCUCGCCAGGAAGCUAUAGCCACUGCUCGCUCAGCCAAAUCCUGGGGCCUUAUUCUGGGCACUUUGGGCCGUCAGGGCAGUCCAAAGAUCCUAGAGCACCUGGAAUCUCAACUUCGAGCCUUGGGACUUCCUUUCGUGAGGCUGCUGCUCUCUGAGAUCUACCCCAGCAAGCUCAGCCUAUUUCCUAGGGUGGAUGUGUGGGUGCAGGUGGCGUGUCCUCGCCUCUCCAUUGACUGGGGCACAGCCUUCCCCAAACCACUGCUGACACCCUAUGAGGCAGCCGUGGCCUUGAGGGACAUUUCCUGGCAGGAUCCCUACCCCAUGGACUUCUACGCCAGCAGCUCCUUGGGGCCAUGGACAGUGAACCACGGGCGAGACCGAAACUCCCACGGCCCUGCAGGCCCUGCAAGACCCGCCGGGAAGGUGAAAGAGGGGUCCACGCGCCCCGCUCCGGAAGGUGCUUGUAAGGAUUGUAACUGCAAAGAAGAGAAGGUGGUGCCGCCGGCUCCCUGAGAAGCUCCUGGGUUCCAGAGACCUGUCCCCUGGAGGAGCAGCCUCGAGGCUGGUGGUUUUCAGAGGAGGCAGACGUUUUCAGCGCCCUCGAAGAG
Fukomys damarensis (Damara mole-rat) is the source of this 1494-nucleotide messenger RNA. It is a transcript of the gene Dph1, whose product is annotated as diphthamide biosynthesis 1. The record is from RefSeq and is a predicted model, not a curated record. Lineage: Eukaryota; Metazoa; Chordata; Mammalia; Rodentia; Bathyergidae. Bases 14 to 1399 code for a protein of 461 amino acids. Gene Ontology annotation, molecular function: 2-(3-amino-3-carboxypropyl)histidine synthase activity. The transcript is spliced from 13 exons. Gene Ontology annotation, biological process: protein histidyl modification to diphthamide.